AACUGAUAAGUAAAACUGACUUGCUUAGUCUCAGCGGAAAGACUCUUCAUGUGACAACAGGGUCAGCACCUGCUCUGAUCAACUCUCCUGAUGCUCUGCUCUGCCAGUAUAUCAACUUGCAGUUAAUGAACGCAAAACCACAAGAAUGUCAGAAAGGAACAGUGGGAACUCUUCUAAUGGAAAACCCUGUUGGUCAGAAUGGAUUAACAUACCAAGGUCUUCUACAUGAAACAGCAAAAGUUUUCGGGCUCAGAAGCAGGAGGCUAAAAUUGUUCCUGGAUGAAGCGCAAACUCAGGAGAUCACAAAGGACAUCUCCAUGAAGAACCUGAACAUGAAGACUGUGUACGUUCAUGUUAUACCCACCACAGCUGAAUGUUGAGAAUUCCAUUUUUAUGAAUAAAACCAUGUAGACUCUUUUCCACAAAAAAUGAAGUCAAAUUAAAUUAGUAUGCUUUUAGAUUAACAUCCAAGUUGUGUAUGGUACUUUUAACAUCUCAAAUUGUACACAGGAUGUUUUCUACUGGUGCAUGUCUAAUAUGCUGCUCUUUGGUUUCAAAUACAAUGUAUUUUCAUUAUGUUAUGUUAUGAAACUGUAAAAGCUGUUCAGAAAAAUGUCAGAACUCCUUAACCUUGGAUAUCUAUGCAGUAAUUUGCCUGAAAGAAAUGGGACUAGUACCUCAGUGAUGCUGUUCUCUGCCUGUCCUUUAUGCAGGGCGCAUCUUUCAUUUUCUAAACCAUGGGUUACCUACAAGGCUCUACGGUAUCUGUACCAUGUUACAAUAGU
This is a messenger RNA of Pelecanus crispus (Dalmatian pelican), 785 nucleotides long. The record is from RefSeq and is a predicted model, not a curated record. Lineage: Eukaryota; Metazoa; Chordata; Aves; Pelecaniformes; Pelecanidae.